CCUUGCACUUUCUCCUCGCCCUUUCUCUGCAAAUGAAGCUUGUACGUUUCAGAACAAUCCUCCACAGCAUCAAAUCUCAUUUGGGUCUUGGAAAUGUACCGGCUUCAAGCUCGUACUCAACAAAAAAAGCAGAACGAAGCUCGAGAAUUUCGAGAUGGAAAGGCUCGAUGAACGCUCUCUACCGUCGGAUCUCCCCGGUCGGAAAUCCAGGGGUCUCAAUCGUUCCAUUGUUGGACCAGUGGGUCGAAGAAGGACGUCCAGUUGACAAAGAACAACUCCAAGUCUUCAUUAAAGAGUUGCGAUCUUACCGACGAUUCCGUCACGCUCUUGAGAUUUCUAUGUGGAUGACCGACAAAAGAUACUUGCCACCUACAUGUGCUGAUGUUGCCAUUCGGCUGGAUUUGAUAUCUAAAGUUUAUGGUACAGAAAAAGCAGAAAAUUAUUUCAACAAUGUUUCCGAAACAUUAAAGGGCCUUCCAGUUUAUAGUGCCCUACUUAACUGCUAUGCCUGUGUAAAAUCUGUGGAGAAAGCAGAGGCCAUCAUGCAGAAAAUGAGGGAUUUGGGGUUAGCUCGGACAUCGCUGCCGUACAAUGAUCUGCUUAAUCUUUAUUAUCGGACUGCAAAUUACAAUAAACUUGAUAGUUUGAUGCAUGAAAUGCAAGAAAAAUGCAUUGGACAUGAUAAAGUAACGAUGUGUAUACGCAUAAGUGCCUUUGGAGCUACAUCUGAUGUCGAGGGAAUUGAUAAGACUUUGGCAAUGAUGAAAUCAGAUCCCAAUUUUGUUUGGAACUGGGAAGUUUACCAUAGUGCAGCAAGUGGGUAUGCAAAAGCUGGAUUCUUGGAUAAAGCUAUGGAGAUGCUGAAGAAAUCCGAGGAACUAAUAACGGGUAAAAAGAGCAAUAGAGCAUAUGAGUUUCUUAUCACACAAUAUGCAAAGUUUGGGAAGAAAGAUGAUGUUUUAAGACUUUGGGAACUUUACAAGAAGAACCGUAAGAUUUACAAUAAUGGCUAUAUACGUGUCAUACCUUCUUUAUUGAAAUUUGAUGAUUUUGAAACUGCCAAGAAGAUAUUUGAAGAGUGGGAAUCAGUAAAUGUAAGCUAUGAUAUUCGGAUUUUAAACUUUCUAAUUGGUGCUUACUGCAGAAAAGGGCUUUUGGUGGAGGCGGAGAAUCUUUUAGAUGGGGCAAAAUUGAAGGGGGGGAAGCCUAAUCAGAAAACAUUGCUCUAUAUGGCAAUUGGGUAUUUUCAGAAUAAUCAAACUCAAAAAGCAGUGGAAGCGAUGGAAGAAGCAUUAGUGAUUUGUAAAACUGGUUUGAAGCCCAGGAAGGAAAUUUUUUCUGCAUGUCUAAAAUACUUUAUAGGUGAAGGAAAUAUAGAGGGAGCAGAGAAAUUCAUAAAAUUACUUAGGAAUAAGGAUACUAUCUCUGUGGAGCUCCAAGAUAGAUUGUUGAAUUAUGUCCAGAAUGGGAAAUCAAACGUGGAUGAACUUAGUGCGUUUUUUGGUGAUUCUUUGAAUCAAAAUGGAGAAUCACAUUUAGAGCCCGAACCCUGUUUUAAUCAUUCUCUGCGCUUUCUCCUCGCCCUUUCUCUGCAAAUGAAGCUUGUACGUUUCAGUGCAAUCGUCCACAGCAUCAAAUCUCAUCUGGGUCUUGGAAAUGUACCGGCUUUAAGCUCGUACUCAACAAAUAUAGAAGAACGAAGCUCGAGAAUUUCGAGAUUGAAAGGCUCGAUGAACGCUCUUUACCGUCGGAUCUCUCCGAUCGGAGAUCCAAGUGUCUCAAUCGUUCCAUUGUUGGACCAGUGGAUCGAAGAAGGGCAUCCCGUUGACAAAGAACAACUCCAAGCCUUCAUCAAAGAGUUGCGAUUCUACCGACGAUUCAGUCACGGUCUUGAGAUUUCAAUGUGGAUGACUGACAAAAGAUACUUGCCACUUACAUCUUCUGAUGUUGCCAUUCGGUUGGAUUUGAUCUCUAAAGUUCAUGGUACAGAACAAGCAGAAAAUUAUUUCAACCAUGUAUCGGAACGAUUAAAGGGCGGUGCAGUUUAUAGUGCUCUUCUUAACUGCUAUGCCAGUGUAAAAUCUAUGGAAAAAGCAGAGGCUACCAUGCAGAAAAUGAGGGAUUUGGGGUUUGCUCAGACAUCGUUGGCUUACAAUGUUCUGCUUAAUCUUUAUUAUCAGACUGCAAAUUAUGACAAACUUGAUAGUCUGAUGCAUGAAAUGCAAGAAAAAGGCGUUGGACAUGAUAAAUUUACAAUGGGUAUACGCCUGAGUGCCUUUGGAGCUACAUCUGAUGUCGAGGGAAUUGAUAAAACUCUGGCAAUGUUGGAAUCAGAUCCCAAUUUUGUUUGUGACUUGAUAGUUUACAAAACAGCAAGUGGGAACGCAUAAGCUGGACUCUUGGACAAAGCUGCGGUGAUGCUGAAGAAAUCUGAGGAACUAAUAACGGGUAAGAAGAGCAAUAGAGCAUAUGAGUUUCUUACCACACAUUCUGCAAAAUUUGGGAAGAAAGAUGAUGUUUUAAGACUUUGGGAACUUUACAAGAAGAACCAUAAGAUUUACAAUAAAGGCUAUAUAUGCGUCAUAUCUUCAUUGUUGAAAUCUGAUGACAUUGAAAGCGCCAAGAAGAUAUUUGACGAGUGGGAAUCAGUAAACGAAUUCUAUGAUAUUCGGAUUUUAAACUGCCUGAUUGGUGCUUAUAGCAGAAAAGGGCUUUUUCAGGAGGCGGAAAAUCUUAUAGAUGGGGCAAAAUUGAAGGGGGGGAAGCCUAAUCAGACAACAUGGAUCCAUAUGGCAAUUGGGUAUUUUCAGCAUAAUGAAACUCAAAAAGCAGUGGUAGCGAUGGAAGAAGCAUUAGUGAUUUGUAAAAUUGGGUGGAAGCCCAGGGAGGUAAAUUUUUCUGCAUGUCUAAAAUACUAUAUAGGUGAAGGAGAUAUAGAGGGAGCAGAGAAAUUCAUAAAAUUACUUGGGAGCAAGGAUAUUAUCUCUGUGGAGCUCCAAGAUAGAUUGUUGAAUUAUGUCCAGAACAGGAAAUCAAACAUGGAUGAACUUAGUGAGUUUUUUGGUGAUUCUUUGAAUGAAAAUGGAGAAUCACAUUUAGAGCCCGAAUCAAAAAAAGAAGAUGGAGCAUGA
This is a messenger RNA of Pistacia vera, 3131 nucleotides long. RefSeq lists its product as uncharacterized. NCBI's taxonomy places the organism in Eukaryota, Viridiplantae, Streptophyta, Magnoliopsida, Sapindales, Anacardiaceae. Gene Ontology annotation, cellular component: mitochondrion. Gene Ontology annotation, molecular function: protein binding. The record is from RefSeq and is a predicted model, not a curated record.